Lobosporangium transversale is the source of this 1981-nucleotide messenger RNA. RefSeq lists its product as hypothetical. The record is from RefSeq and is a predicted model, not a curated record. Bases 193 to 1920 code for a protein of 575 amino acids. NCBI's taxonomy places the organism in Eukaryota, Fungi, Mortierellomycota, Mortierellomycetes, Mortierellales, Mortierellaceae. The transcript is spliced from 2 exons. Gene Ontology annotation, molecular function: imidazoleglycerol-phosphate synthase activity; oxo-acid-lyase activity. Gene Ontology annotation, biological process: L-histidine biosynthetic process.
CUUCUCACUUCUCACUUCUCACUUCUCACUUCUUACUUUACUGUUUUCCUCUUUUUUGCAUUGCUUCUCUUCUCCUUCAUUGACUCUUUACGUUCAAUCGAGCCCUCUCAUUCAACUCCAUUUCUUUUGAAUCAAGGGAUAGAUAAUUUGACCUUUGUGUGCAACAAAAAAACAUUCAUAUACAUCUUUAUUAUGUCUGGAAUAUAUCUUCUCGAUUACGGUGCUGGAAACGUCCGGAGCUUGGUCAAUGCUGUUAAGAAGCUUGGCUACGACAUCACCUUCGUCAAAGAUCCUUCUGAUAUCCUCAAAGCUGACAAACUUAUCUUCCCUGGCGUUGGUGCAUUCGGUAGCGCAAUGACAUCACUUGUGACCAAGGGCUACGCUGAGCCAUUGAAGCAAUACAUUGCCUCGAAUAAGCCCUUCAUGGGUAUCUGCGUGGGCAUGCAGACAUUAUUCGAAGGAUCUGAUGAAAGUCCGUCCGUCCCUGGGUUGGGGGUCAUCCCUGGUCGUGUCCAACUAUUUGAUUCAACCACAAAGGCUGUACCUCAUAUGGGAUGGAACACUGCACGGACGAUUCAAGGACUUGAGCGUGCUCAGAACUGUGGAUUAGAAUAUAAACGUACCUAUUACUUCGUGCAUUCUUUUGCAAUCCCCUUCAAUGAAGGCAGCCCAGAAGCGAAAGAAUGGGCGUUAACAACAACGCAGUAUGGCGAUCAGGUCUUUAUUUCAUCUGUCAGAAGAGGUAAUGUGUUUUGCACACAAUUCCACCCAGAGAAGAGUGGAUUUGCGGGCGUCAAUGUGCUCAAGGCAUUCUUGAGUGGCGAAACAGCUAUAGGCGUAGAGGCUGACGUGGCUGCAUUGACUGCACCACAGAUUCUGGUCCCAGGAUCCUUGUCUAUUUUAGCGCCUAGCUAUGUCCCUGAACCCUCGAAGGAUGAGUUCACGAAGCGUAUUGUUGCCUGUCUGGAUGUCCGUGCAAACGAUCAGGGUGAUCUGGUUGUGACAAAGGGAGACCAAUACGAUGUCCGUGAACAAGGAUCAUCCGAAUCAGGUAAAGGUGAUGUUCGGAACCUAGGAAAACCCGUAGAGUUAGCACGUCGUUAUUUUGAGGAAGGUGCAGAUGAGAUCACGUUCUUGAAUAUCACGUCUUUCAGAAACUGUCCACUGAUGGAUACACCCAUGCUGGAAGUGCUGCGUCGUGCCAGUGAGACAGUCUUUGUCCCAUUGACGAUUGGUGGUGGUAUCAAAGAUGUGGUUGAUCCUGAUGGCAAGUUGCACCCAGCAUUGGAAGUUGCGGGCGAGUACUUCAGAAGCGGAGCCGAUAAGGUAUCGAUUGGAUCAGAUGCUGUCUAUGCAGCUGAGAAAUUCUAUGCACUCGGAGGUAGAGGUGACGGGACCAGCGCAAUUGAGACGAUUGCGCAUGCAUAUGGGUCGCAAGCAGUAGUGAUUUCAGUAGAUCCCAAGAAGAUAUAUGUGAACUCGCCUUCAGAUGCUCCGACUCAUCAUGUUAUCGAGGCUCAGCAACCUGGUCCCAACGGCGAAAAGUACUGUUGGUACCAAUGCACUGUCUCAGGCGGUCGUGAGGGUCGUGAUUUAGAUGUCCGUCAGUUGGUGGUGGCAUGCCAGACAUUGGGAGCAGGAGAGAUUCUGCUGAAUUCGAUGGACCAAGAUGGUAUGAAGCAAGGAUAUGAUCUCAAGUUAAUCCAAGAUGUAAGGGAGGCCAUCAGGAUCCCUGUAAUUGCAUCGUCUGGUGCAGGAGCAGCCCAACAUUUUGUGGAUGUGUUCCAAAAGACUGGCGUAGAGGCUGCGUUAGCGGCAGGUAUUUUCCAUCGGAGAGAAGUACCGCUGGAGGAAGUCAAAGAGACCUGUAAGAAGAAUAACAUCCGAGUCCGAAACAUUGAUGCCCCUCUUGCUCUGUAGACUAGCAAAAGAAAGAUUUUUGUAUCUAAAGUAUUAAACAUUUAAAUAAAGUAUAGACCGG